CAGGACUCGCGUAACCCGAAAACGAGGCUGCAAGGAAAAUAAAAAAAGAUGUCGGAUCGACCACAAAUGGAAGGAGUUCUUUGGAAAUGGACCAACUAUUUGAGCGGCUGGCAGCCCCGCUGGUUUGUGCUAGACAAUGGAGUUCUGGCGUACUACAAGUCACAGGAGGAAGUGCACCAGGGGAGCAAGGGAGCUCUGAAGAUGUCUGUCUGUGAAAUUGCAGUCCACCCGACAGACCAGACCAGGUUUGACCUGAUCAUCCCACACGAGCAGCACUUCUAUGUGAAGGCGGCCACGCCUGCUGAGCGCCAGACCUGGGUCGUCGCACUGGGGACCGCCAAGGCCUGUCUGGCUGACAGCAGGAACAGGAAGGAACAAGGGUUGGAGGAAUCCAAGGAGACCCUUAAGGGGAAGAUGUCAGAAUUAAGACUGUACUGUGACUUACUACUGCAGCAGGUCUCCAACAUUAAAACUGCUGCAACUGAUCCUGAUCAAGUGGACCAAGAGAUGCUGCAUGAGUCGUCUUCGCUGCUGUCGGCAACAUGCGACACGUUUAUCCGGACGAUGAACGAGUGUAUGAAGCUGGCAGACAACAGCUUCACCCCACAGAUCCCAAACACUUCCAUGAACUCUGCUCUACCACCCACCCCCACCAGACAUGCAAAAAGACCAUACAACAGAUCAACUUCUGUAUCAGAACAUAGACAUUCCCCUACACCUGUGUCCAUUCCUAAGGGCCCCACUACAACCUACAAAAACCUCGAAGACUUUGCCUCCACCAGAAGAGCGCCGCCGGACAACGAAAGACUCUCCGCCAGUGCGCCGACCUCGCCCAUGGUUACGGAUGUCCCUAGCAACCUGCCACGCCCAUCUACCAUAGAAACCACCAGUCCUGCCAGCAAUGUGGAAAAAGAUGAUGACGAUGAUGAAGAGAGAAAAAUCAAGACUUUCUUUACAGCAGUAGAUCAUAGUUUUACAGAUGUCCGACUGACAGUCAAUGGUGACAUCCCCACCGGACCAUUCCUAGAUGCCUGCAACGACAUGCUACCUUUCUUUGACCAUGUAGGAGGACCAGCCAUGGCACCUGUCAAGAUGGACGUACAAGGAAACAUCAGGAAACUAACACAGAAGUACUCCACCAACCCAGUAGUGUACUGCACAUUACAGGACAUUGUGAAACAGGAGAUGGCUUCUAACUCCACUCAGGUCAAGAACUCUGCCACUGAUGCUAUCAUGUGGUUAAAAAGGGGUCUACAGUUUACGAGAGAAGUAUUUAUAGAGAUUGUACAGGGAGAGAGGGACCUAACAGUAGCUGUAGGUAAUGCAUAUGAGAAGACGUUGAAGAAAUACCAUGGUUUUGUAGUUCGAGGUGUGGUUGCUCUUGCCAUGAAAGCAGUUCCAUUCUACGAAGACUUUCGAACAAAGAUGACAUCAGCGGCGGGAGACGAGUACAAGGGCACGCCGCUGGCGGAAAAGGCGCUCAUGCAGGAUGCAGAAACCUACGCCGACGCACUCGGAGCGCUCACAACAAUUCUACACGAGUUUUAUGUGACUAAUAAUCUAGACUCACAGGAAGUAGUAGGAUAGUACAGAGAUUGGGAGAUAAGUUGUUUUUUUUUGGGGGGGGGGCAGUCUUUUGCCUUUUGGGCAGAGGCAAUUUUGUUGUUGUUGUUGUUCUUGUUACAUAUAGUGCAAGUUCACCUUUAUCUGUGGGGUAACCUAUAUCCGUUAUACUAAGAAGAGUUUUUAGGGUUUCACAGUGACGGUGGUUUCAAAUUAGAGUAUUUUCUAACUAUUGUAGUUUGAAAGCACCGUUCAUCUGCUUGAUAUCCCUAAAUACCCUAUUUGUGAGUACAAUGGAUAUAGGUAACCCUACAGAUAAAGGUAAACUAGCGUUACAGUCAAACCUGUCUAUAGCCUACAUGAAGAAAUAUUCAUCUUUAAUAUUGAAUUAUUGUCAAUUUUUUUUUGUUGUGCCUUUGGGGCCAAGGCAUUUUAGUAUUAUUGUUUGAAGACUUGUUAGAUAUACUGUCGUAAAAAAUAUGACCACUGAAGAUGAUUAAACAUGAAGAAAAUAUUGAAGAGUCUGACAUGUAUAUUUUGUGAAUUUUUUGUCAUUGAAUGAUCAAUGUCUAUUUGUUUGCUAUGUCUUUGAGGCAGAUGGAUUUUUGUUAGUGUUUUUGUUGGUAGAUUUACAGUCAAACCUGUCAAAAGCGACAAACAUGAAGAAAAUAAUCACAGCAGAGAGUUUUUUGCUAUUGACAAGAUUCUGACUGUUUAGUUCAAUGGGAAUAAUUAUCUAAAGUGCCACUAGAUACAUGUAGUGACCAAUUAUUCUCACUAGUAACGGUACUUUGACUUUAAAUUGUAUCUUUAAAUUGGAAAUGAUGGUGGUGGAAAUAUGUGUUUUGAAUUGCAUUUGCCUGAAGAUACAUGCAUAUGUAUACAAAAUGUACUUCUUACAGUGUGUUUUUCAAUUGUUCCAACAAUGGAUACAACAAUGCAGUUCACGUGAAAAGCUAAAUCACAUAUUAGCAGAAAGAUACUGUAACAGUUAUUUAUUCCAUGACAUAUAUUUUCUUUGAUCCACUCUCUAUCCCCUUAUUAGUCUGCUUUAAGAAAUAAUUUUUCUUGAUUUUAAAAGGCAUAACGGAUAGUAUGCGUGAAGGAAUUAUAGUCACAAGGCAUAAUUUAUUUGUAAGUUUUGUGAAUAUAUUGUGAUACUAUGUUAUACAAAAUAUACAUAAUAUAUGUGCCUAUGGAAUUUCUUACAUUUCAAACAAGUACAUAUUAAAUUAUGAGACAUCAAACAAAAUAAAAUUGCACAGCAUUUUGGUACUUUUUAGUUGUUUUAAGAAAUUCUGAAGAAGGUAGGUGAAGAAAAAUGCAAGAAAAAAUGUGGGGAAAGUACAGAACAUACAGUUCAAUCUGUC
Messenger RNA from Branchiostoma floridae (Florida lancelet), 2933 nucleotides. Its product is annotated as pleckstrin homology domain-containing family A member 8-like. Gene Ontology annotation, cellular component: membrane; cytoplasm; cytosol. The record is from RefSeq and is a predicted model, not a curated record. Lineage: Eukaryota; Metazoa; Chordata; Leptocardii; Amphioxiformes; Branchiostomatidae. Gene Ontology annotation, biological process: intermembrane lipid transfer; ceramide transport. The coding region runs from base 49 to 1587 and encodes 512 amino acids. The transcript has 13 exons. Gene Ontology annotation, molecular function: ceramide 1-phosphate binding; ceramide 1-phosphate transfer activity.